AUGGAGUUUAUGGUCAUCACCUCCGCUCAGCACGUAGCACCGCCUAUAAAACUUUCCUCAAGCUCCUUGAUUUUCACGGCAUCUAGGGAGACACGGCAGCGGAAAGAGCAAGUACUUCGUCGGAAUCAUAAAAGCAAAAAGCGGUUGCGCACAGAUGCUAGCUCGAGUGGCGCUGACAUGGUGUUAAAAAUUUCAGGGAGGCUACUUAAGCAAUUGUGUUUCUCAGAACUCCAGGACCGAAGAUACGCCACCGCGGUGGGUUUAGCGACGAGUUUAGAUAAAUUUCACUGCGUUAUAGCGCCAUGUGUUGAAAGUGCCUUGGACGGCGUCUUUCAACUUAUUCCCUCGGCGAACCUCGACGAGUACCUCUUCGACGUUCACAAUGAGCUCAUGUCGAGAGACCAGCUGGUUGUCUUUACGGUUUGGGAUAAUUUGGAGGACCUGGCGGUUUCCGAGCAGCAGCAUCAUCUUUUUCUCCACCACAAACGUGAACGACGAUCCGUGGCGGCGACAGUCCUCAGCGUAGGGGAGGGGAGUCGAGCCGAGAGCGUUGCCGCUCCGGCGUACCCCCCCACCGCCCCCCCGGAAGGCUCCUCUAGCGGGAUUCCUCCUCCGCCUAGCCCGUUUAGCCGCACGUCUCGUCUCUUUUUGAGUAUGGAGGAGUCGAAGGAGGAUCGCGUGGAGGAUCGCUUUUCCAUUGGUUCCAACCGCUCCACCCCGACUAUUGGACCCCACCUGCAGCGCGUAGAGCCUUUUCUUAACGCGGUUCCCACCAUCACCACGCCGCAGGAUAUCAAAGACCUCAACGAGCUCCUCGACGACGGCGUGAUUCGCGUCGGGGAAGGGUGGAUGGGUUUCCUCUGCUCGCGUUGCGCGCACAUCCCGCCACUUACCCUUACGAUGCCUUGUUGUGGGGGGAUGUUAUGCCCGCCUUGCUUGCCCUCCCCACCAACGGUGGAGGGGGUUUCGCGUGGCGAGCGGUUAUGCCCGAUUUGCCACGAGGAACCCUCGGAACCGCCUCGAAGCCAUCCCCAGCACGACGAGCGGCUCUCUCAUUUGGUGAAAGAGUUAAAGGUGUUGUAUCUCCCACAGCUGCGGGCACUAAAGCAGACGCGAGAGUCUCCGAGUUACCCCAUAAGGGGACUGCUUUUGGCGAAUACAUCGCCAUUUCUCGGCUCUUUGUAA
Messenger RNA from Phytomonas sp. EM1, 1185 nucleotides. The record is from the annotation of a GenBank genome assembly. Lineage: Eukaryota; Euglenozoa; Kinetoplastea; Trypanosomatida; Trypanosomatidae.